Phoenix dactylifera (date palm) is the source of this 1582-nucleotide messenger RNA. RefSeq lists its product as uncharacterized. The record is from RefSeq and is a predicted model, not a curated record. Lineage: Eukaryota; Viridiplantae; Streptophyta; Magnoliopsida; Arecales; Arecaceae.
UUCAGGUUAGGUGAGCCGAGGGUGGCGGAUCAACUGAUUACCUUUUUUUAACAUCCUCCUCACCUCCCCUCCUAAACGCAUCGCCUUCUCUCAAUAACUCAAUUCUUUUUGGCUUUUUUUGGUUCUUUUCUGUUCGUCUUCUAACCCAAUUCCGCUACUCCCAAUGCCGAGGCUGUAGCUUUGCCAACUCUGGAAUUCUCGUCGGAGAACCUCCGCAUAUUUGUCUCCUCUCUCUCUCUUUGUGGGGUUCUUGGAUUCUAUUGCGGUUGGGGUCGAGGUACUGGUGCCAUUGUCUGGAUCGGAUCAAAGGUCUUGAUCUUUCGGCUUGACGGUAAGCGCCGUGGGCGAUCCUCUUCAGUUGAUGAAGGGUUUGAGAAAAAGCGUUUGGUUUUCUGGGGAUUGGCGGGCUAUCGUACCCAGAGGAUGAGAUGGUUGUUUUAUCUUUGGAAGGAAGAUAGGUUUUGUCAAGUCUUGGAGGUGUACUCUGUCUGUCUCGUGCUGAUUACAAUGAGGGAUGGAGAUUCCGGUUAUGGAAUCUCCGAAAGUGACCUGAAUCGUUGGUGAAAAAGCUUUCCUUUUUUUUUUUUUGUUAAUUGGGAGGUUGACACAAUGGUUGUUAUGGAUACAAAGAGUUCAAGAGAAAGAGAUGUUCUGAUCGACCUGGAAAGCGGCACAAAAUCUGUAAUAAAUGGACAGGAAGCAUCCAGAGAUGUUGGCUCGAGCGUCGGACAGGCUAAAAAAGUGCUGAAUAGAGUAUGGAGCGGUUUUGUUAGCGUUGAUGGAUCUAUUAAGGGCGAGGAAUCCGUGCAUUCGGGAAAUAAUAAAGCCGAAGGUCCUCUUGCUAAUGGAGGAACUUUUGCGGACAAGAGGUUUGGAGGUGAGAAAAAGGUGGGUCUUUUGGGGAAGAAGACAGGAGCAGAGAAGCCUAAGAAGAAGAACUGUAAAAAGCCCCCAAAACCACCCCGGCCUCCUAACUUGCCAGCGUUAGACGCGGCUGAUAGGAAGCUGAUCAGUGAGAUAUCUGAGCUUGCUACGUUGAGAAAGGCAAGGAUUGAACAGAUGAAAGGAUUGAAGAAGAUGAAGAAUGCCAAAUCAACAUCUUCCAGCAUCAACUCGGGUGCCUUGAUUAUCACUAUUCUCUUCUGCCUCGUGAUAAUUUGGCAAGCCCCGGGGCUAUUCUUAUCAGGACUUUUUUCAAGAGGCAGUUCUACUUUGAGUGUUCUUGGCUCACCUGAAUCUUCAGUAGGAACGAGGACCGGAUUAAUCUCAGUUCAGUUUUACAGUAAUGGUUCAGCAAUUGGCCCGCAUAAUUCUAGUUCAGCAUCUCCGAACAAUGCAGAACCAGUAUCGGGGGUGGACGAUCAUGUGAAAACAAUCAGAGGGGCAGGUUGAGCAGCAUCUUAAAUCCUCUAGAAGCGAUGCUAAAAGAAUGUGUUUCCAGCAUUAUCAUCCCAUUGCAGGGAUCAGUGAUUGUAACAUAUUUCCACAUAAUCCUAUGUACAUAUGAAGACUGUGCCUUUGAGACAUUGCAUAUACGCGACAGUAAGCUUUUUGCUAAGAAUUUACUGAUCUUUCUCGGCCU